Molecule: messenger RNA, 2155 nt
Organism: Pollicipes pollicipes
Lineage: Eukaryota; Metazoa; Arthropoda; Thecostraca; Pollicipedomorpha; Pollicipedidae
Product: nuclear factor erythroid 2-related factor 2-like
Exons: 14
Biological process (GO): regulation of transcription by RNA polymerase II
Cellular component (GO): nucleus
Molecular function (GO): RNA polymerase II cis-regulatory region sequence-specific DNA binding; DNA-binding transcription factor activity, RNA polymerase II-specific
Source: RefSeq, a predicted model, not a curated record
AUGGCUCGUCUGAUGUACCCGUCUACGGCCGUCCGCGGCCACGACGCCGAGGUGAUCGAGGUGCUGUGGCAGCAGGACAUCGACCUGGGCCUGACCCGACACGACUUCGACCCGAUCCGCUCCUUCUCCGAGGAGGACGAGACCGCUCCGCUACCGGAGAAGGUCGCUCGUCUCGAUGAUGAGUGGCAGCCGGCCGGCGCGCCUGCAGCGGCGUCAAGUGGCGCCGCGGCCGUGGAUGACUCGCUCGACGACAUUUGGGCUGGUCUCGAUUACAGCAUCGACUCGGAGACAGGCGAGUACGUGCUGUGCCUACCGGCCGUGUCGCCGGCGGAGAGCGCGCAGCAGGUGCCCUCCUCCGUCGAUCAGCUGAACUCGGCGGUCGACGCGCUGGACGAGCCGGCCCUGUGCGGACCCAUUCCGACCACCAUCGACGACCUGAUCAGCGCCCAGAGCCGGCCCAUGCCGACGACGGAGGUGCCGCUGCAGAGACGCCUCGCCUCCUGCGACUCGGGCCAGGGCAGUCUGGGCGACGCCGACUGCAGCGCCGAGCAGAUAGCUCUGCUUGACCAGAUGAUCGAGGCCGCUCAGAACCACACGAUUGCCAGCCAGCCCCGUCAGCCGCUGGUGCGGAUGGUGAGCAUGGAACAACGCUGGCAGGAUCUGGCCAGCGUUCUGCUGCUGCCUGGCCAGCAGCCGCCGGCGGUGCCGCCGACGGCGACGCUAGCGCCGCCCAGCGGCCCGCUGACGCAACAGGCCGACUUCCACGACAGCCACGGCGCCUUGGGCCAGACCAGCCCUCCGGCGUCCGCGCCGUCCGGUGGCGCCACCGGCGGCGAUCUCCUAUACUACCAGCUGUCACCGGUGACACCGAUGGCCGAGCCAGCGCCUGCGCUGCCGCUGGACCGGGAGGAGGCUUUCCUCUCGCACCUGCUGGACGCGGACGAUCUGGACCUGGACAGUGCGCCCAUCACGCUCGCUGCUGAGGACUGGGUCGGCAGUCAGACUGGGGGAGAUGUCCAGCGGCCCGUCUCCCUGCCCGACCACCCGCAGUCUUCCGGGAGCGGACUGAACGGGCUCGGCUCGUUCAGUCGGUGUCCGGCCCCGGCCGGCGCCGGCUCGGGCCCCGACCCGCCCAGCCACGGCCGUAGUCCCGGCCUGCCUGUGGCCCAGAAGAAACACCAGAUGUACGGCAGACGUGUUUUCACCGGAAAUGACGGCCUGUACCGCGGCCCGAGCCCAGCCAGCACUACCAGCGUCUCCCCGGCUCCGGUCUCGUCGGCGCCGGCCAGUCCCGGCCGCUACGCCGCCGAGGGGGGCCUGCAGGCCGCGUACCCGCCGGCCAACACGCCGACGCCGGGCGAGGCGGCCACCGACUGUGAGCCGGACGAGAUCAAGUUCAGCCGCAGCGCUCAAUUCACUAAGUCCCCUGCGGAGCGGCUCGGCCCGGUGGCGCACAACCACAGCUACCAGCAGCCUGCGCUGGCCGAGGGGCCGAGCGAGGCGCAGCGACCCAUCGCCCGCGACAAAAGUGGCGAGCGCAAGGGGGAGCGGCUGUCGCGCGACGACAGGAGGACACGCGCCAUGAACAUCCCGCUGUCGGCCGAGGACAUCGUGCACCUGCCCAUGGACGAGUUCAACGAGCGGCUGGCCAGGCACCAGCUGACCGAGGCUCAGCUGAGCCUGGUGCGCGACGUGCGCCGGCGCGGCAAGAACAAGCUCGCCGCGCAGAACUGCCGCAAGCGCAAGCUGGACCAGAUCGCCGCGCUGACGGAGGACCUGAAGAAGGUGCGCGAUCAGAGGCAGCGCACGCUGUCCGAGCAUCAGUUCCUGACCGAGGAGCGCUCUCGUAUUCGCGACAAGUAUGCACGGUGACACCGUGCCUGUCCGCAGUCGCUGAGGGACGCGGAUGGCCGGCCGUACUCGCCGGCCGACUUCAGCCUGCAGAUGUCGGCUGAUGGCAACGUCCUGCUGGUUGCUCGCAGCGCCGCCAGGGGCGCUGUGAUCGUGGCCGACCCGGCCGUUGGCGCGGGGCGUAGCAGGUCCCAGUGAUGAAGACCAGGCCGGGACUCGGAGGUGGCGCCAGCGGCUACGCCAGGCACUGCGCCUGGGGGCCGUCACGGACGCCGGGGAACGUGCUCAUCGAGCGCGCUGCCUU